Sardina pilchardus (European sardine) is the source of this 7947-nucleotide messenger RNA. Its product is annotated as neural-cadherin. Bases 1 to 7947 code for a protein of 2648 amino acids. Gene Ontology annotation, biological process: cell-cell adhesion mediated by cadherin; calcium-dependent cell-cell adhesion; adherens junction organization. Gene Ontology annotation, molecular function: cadherin binding; calcium ion binding. The record is from RefSeq and is a predicted model, not a curated record. Lineage: Eukaryota; Metazoa; Chordata; Actinopteri; Clupeiformes; Clupeidae. Gene Ontology annotation, cellular component: plasma membrane; adherens junction; catenin complex. The transcript has 33 exons.
AUGAUUUUCACCGUUCCUGAUCAGAAGUUCGAAAAGAAGUGGUUUGAAGUGAUAUCAGAAGCUGAUGCUCCGGUUCAGAUUGAGCGCGACUCGGGUCGGCUGUACUUGGCGCAGAGACUGAAGUCCAUGACCGAGGUGGUGGUUAAAAUUCAGAACAUGAGAGGUGACGAGUGGUAUCUGUGUCGGCUGACCCUCACGCUGCCCAGCCUGAGUGACCUGCAGUGGGCCAUGUUCCCGUUCCCGUACCUGACCUCGGUGGGGCCCGACGCCGGCCCCGGCACCCUGGUGUAUCGACUCAGCGCCCGGCGAGGGGACGGCUCUCAGGCCACCGCGCAGUUCCUGUUGGUGGAAGGUGGGGACGACUGCUUCGAGGUGGACAGGACCUCCGGGGAGGUGAGGACCACGGGCCGGCCGCUGAGCCCCAGCAAGGAGUACGUCCUCUGGGUGCAGCUCUUGGACCCCCAGGGCAGGAGGGGGCCCCAGGGGUCGGUGUCCAUUUUGGCCGGCUACCGCCCCCCUCAGUUCACCAACGGCUCCUACACGGUGUACGCCCCCGAGAGCACCGCCGUCGGCCAGACCGUUGCCAUGGUGCAGGCGGUGUCCUUCCAGCAGAAGAGCCUGUCCUACAUGUUGCUGGUGAACCCCGGCAACCUGUUCAGCAUCCACCAGGAGAGCGGCGCCCUCAGCCUGACCCGCAGCGUGGACUACGAGAGCGGCCAGCACCUGCACCACCUGCAAGUGCACGCGGCCGAGCCUGACACCGGCCUCAGCAGCGUGACCGAGGUGGUGGUCCACAUUACGGAUGAGAACGACUGCACGCCGGAGUUCCUGCACUCCAUCUACAGCCGAGACAACAUCCCAGAGUCCAUCCCGCCCGGGACCUCCCUCCUCCAAGUGCUGGCUCGGGACUGCGACACGGGCCUGAAUGCUGAGAUCUCCUACUUCAUCCAGAGCUCGGACUUCGACAUCAGCUCCCAGGGCGUGGUGUGCCCGGCCCGGCCGCUGGACUACGAGCGGCCCAAUCACAUGUACGAGUUCCUGGCGGUGGCCGUGGACAAGGGCACGCCCCCACGCACGGGCACCGCGUCCAUCCGCGUCCGCAUGGCCAACGUCAACGACGAGGGCCCGUCUUCUCACAGGCCGUGCAUCAUCAAGCUGCGCCGCAGCCCGCCCCCCACGCUCCGUGGGCCCCAGUACAUCCUCAACGUCACGGCGACCGACGACAACAGCGCCGGCGGGCCCCUCCCUCUCAGUAGCUCCGCCCAGGUCAUCGUGGGCAUCAACGACAUCAACAACAACAAACCCGUCUUCGACGAGAAUACCUCCCCCCCACCCCAGUGUCAGAACUACAGUGUGAGCACGUGGGUCUUGGAGAACCAGCCCCCGGGGACGUUCGUGCUGCGCGUGCACGCCCACGACGCGGACAUCGGCCUCAACGGAGACGUGAAGUACGGCAUCAUGCAGCGCGACGGAGCCUCGGCGGGAUUCGUCAUUGACCCCGACACAGGUGUGAUCAGCACAUCCGUGACCUUUGACCGGGAGCGCCAGCGGGAGUACAGUCUGUCGGUCACGGCGACUGACCAGGCUGAGGAGCCUCUUAUCGGCAUCUGCCAGAUCACCAUCGUCAUCGCAGACCAGAACGACAACGAUCCCAAAUUUGAGAACAGCCGCUACCAAUACUUCCUGCGCGAGGAUACACCGGUUGGCACCAGCUUCCUGCGGGCGGCUGCCCAUGACGAUGACCAGGGCACCAACGCCGCCAUUACCUACUCGCUGUCCAGCCAGCAGCCGGCCUACCUGCAGAUCAACCCCACCACCGGCUGGGUCUACGUCAACCACCCCAUCUCACAGACGUCGCGGAUCACCCAAAAGAUCGUCGCCACAGACGGAGGCAACCGGAGCAGCGGGGUGGACCUGAGUGUGACCAUCACCAACGUCCACAACCAGCCUCCCCAGUGGGAGCAGCCCGAGUACUGGGUGACCAUCCCUGAGAACACAGUCAGGGACUCCAAGAUAGUGACCAUCAAGGCCACGUCCCCUCUCGGGGACCCCAGGGUGACCUACAACCUGGAGGAGGGCCAGGUGCCCGAGACCAACAUGCCGGUGCGCUUCUACCUGAAGCCCAACCGCGGCGACGGCUCGGCGUCCAUCCUGGUGGCCGAGCCGCUGGACUUCGAGAGCACGCGCUUCUUCACCCUGCGCGUGCGCGCCCAGAACGUGGCGGCGGUGCCCCUGGCGUCCUUCGCCACCGUCUACGUCAACCUCACAGAUGUGAAUGACAACGUGCCUUUCUUCAUGUCCUCCACGUACGAGGCCACGGUGCCGGAGGGGGCUGAGAUCGGGACGUCCGUCGCCCAGGUGUCCGCCUCGGACCUGGACUCUGGGCUGCACGGCCAGGUGAACUAUGUCAUCCUGAAGGACCAGAGCGGUGACUCGCAGUACUUCAGCAUUAACUCCUACACGGGCGUGAUCCACACCCGCGCCACCUUUGACCGCGAGCAGAAGGGCUCCUACCUCAUCGAGGUGCAGUCGCAGGACGGCUCCGAGUCAGCCCGGCCUGGGCAGCACGGACAGCCCAACACAGACACGGCCUACGUGAGGGUGUUUGUGACGGACGUGAACGACAACGCGCCGUCCUUCUCCCGGUCCGUGUACGAGAUCAGCGUGGAGGAGGACAAGGAGGUGGGCUUCAUCGUCAUGACGGUCACCGCCAACGACGAAGACGAAGGUGCCAAUGCUAAGCUGCGCUACCAGCUGACGGCGGGCAACACCAUGGGCACGUUCGACGUGGAGCCCGAGGUGGGCACGCUCUACAUCGCCCAGAAGCUGGACUACGAGCGCGUCCAGCGCUACGAGCUGCGACUGGUGGCGUCCGACGGCAAGUGGGAGAACCAGACCACGGUGGUGGUGAACGUCAUCAACCAGAACGACGAGGUGCCCGUGUUCGACCACACCGAGUACUACGCCAGCGUUACCGAGGAGCUCACCGACCUGCCCAUCCUCGCCCUGCAGGUUUCCGCUACUGAUCCAGAUCAGGAGGCCGACCAGAGUGCCCUGCGGUACUCUCUGCAUGGGCAGGGAGCUGGUAGCGAGUUCACCAUCGAAGAGCUAACGGGCCGAAUCUACGUGCAGAAGCGCCUGGACCGUGAGGAACGGUCCGCAUGGCGCUUCUUGGUCCUGGCAACGGACGAAAACGGCGCGGGGCUCACGGGCUUCGCCGACGUCCUCCUGGAGGUGCGCGACAUCAACGACAACGCCCCCGCCUUCCUGUGCUCGUCGGACAGCUGCUUCGUCGGGAGCGUGCCCGAGAACUCGCCGGCGGACACGUCCAUCAUGGAGAUGCGCGCCACCGACCUGGACGACCCGAAGGCGGGGAAGAACGCGGUGCUCAGCUACCGCAUCGUGCAGAACGUGCGCAACGAGAUCAACCUCAACCUGUUCUCCAUCAACCCGUCCACGGGCACUAUCUACACGGUGCUGCGGUCGCUGGACCGAGAGGUGGAGGACCGCUACCUGGUGGUGGUGGAGGCGGUGGACGGAGGCGGUCUCUCGGGAACGGGCACGGCCACCAUCCUGGUGUCGGACGUCAACGACCACGCGCCGGCGUUCACGCAGCAGCUGUAUGUGGCGUCCAUCCCGGAGGAGCUGGAGGUCAACAGCGAGGUGCUGGUGGUGGCGGCGACCGACGGCGACGAGGGCGAGAACGCGGCGGUCACCUUCAGCAUCGUGGGCGGCGACGAGGAGCGCAAGUUCUUCGUGGAGACGGACAAGGCCAACCGGCGCGGCGUCCUGCGGCUGCAGAAGAAGAUCGACUUCGAGAAGCCGCACGAGCGCACCUUCAACCUCACGCUCAAGGUGGAGGACGCCGACUUCUUCAGCGUGGCCCACUGUGUCAUCCAGGUGGAGGACUCCAACGACCACGCGCCCGUCUUCUUCCCGCAGUUCUACGACGCCGGCGCCAUGUUCGAAGACGUCCCCGCCGGAACCAUCGUGGCCCAGGUGACCGCGAUGGACCUGGACUCGAGCCAGAACGGGAAGUUCUCGUACGGCAUCGCCCCGGAGUCUGACCCCUACCAGCAGUUUGUGGUGGACAAGAGCGGCUGGGUCGUCGUAGCGGACACUCUAGACCGUGAGAAGGUCUCUCAGCAUCGGCUUAUGAUCUUGGCCACCGACAUGGGCAGCCCCGCCCUCACCGGGACCGCCAUCGUCAUGGUGACCGUGCAGGACGUCAACGACAACGGCCCAGAGUUCGAGGCGCCGUACCGACCGGUGAUCUGGGAGAACUCCGCCACCCCGCAGAACGUCCGCAUGAACGACACGUCGCUCCUGCUCCACGCCGUCGACCGCGACUCGUCGCCCAACGGCGGGCCCUUCUCCAUCCGGCUGCUCAUGCUCACCGAGGACGCCACCAGCUUCAACCUCACCGACCUGCGCAACGGCAGCGCCCUCCUGACCGCCCUGCGCACCUUUGACCGCGAGCAGCAGAAGCAGUACCUGCUGCCCGUCCUCAUGAUCGACAGCGGCUCGCCGCCCAUGAGCUCCACCUCCACGCUGACCGUCGUCAUCGGCGACAGGAACGACCACCCGCACGUGGCGGGCCACACCGAAUUCAUCGUGUACAGCUACGAGGGUUCACUUCCCACCACAGUACUUGGACAAGUUCAAUCCCCUGACCUUGACGACUGGAGUGAAAAGGUGUACCAGUUUGAAGGCAAACCCCCCAGGUCGUUCAGUCUGAACCGCAACACUGGUCAGCUGAGCAUCAGGGAGGGCACGCCGCCCGGCGCCUACAGCCUGCAGGUGCGGGUCAGCGACAAGACCUGGCCCGACGUGACCUCCUCCGCAGAGGUCACCGUCCUGGACCUGAAGGACGACGCCGUGAGGAACGCAGGCUCCCUGAAGCUGUCCAACCUGACGGUGGAGGAGUUCUUCCGGGUCGGCCGGGGUCAGGAGAGCUGCUACACGCGUCUGCGUCGCCUGCUGGCUGAGGUGCUGCAGACGGAGGCCGAGUGUGUGUACGUCUUCAGCGUCGCCAACGGCAGCAGCAGCCACGACAACCUGCAGCAGCUCAACGUCUGGUUCGCCGCCCACGGCUCGCCGUACUACAAGACCGAGAAGCUCCACGGAUACGUGGCGACGCACAAGGUCAAGCUGGAGUCGGCGCUGGGCGUGGGCAUCUCCCAGGUGGGGGUGGACGAGUGCGCGUACACCGACUGCGGCCCGACGGGCGGCUGCUCCAGCCGGGUGACGUUCAGCGAGACGCCGCGCGUGCUCAGCUACGGCAACACCUCCCUGGUGUCCAUCUCGGCCACCGCCACGGCCCAGUGCGGCUGCCAGGCCCGCGAGAGCCUGCACCUCGCCUGCGCCUCCUACCCCCACAACCCCUGCCUCAACGGGGGCUCCUGCAUCGACAGCGAGCUGGGCUACAGGUGUAAGUGCCCCCCCAUGUUUGACGGGCCGGAGUGUCAGCAGACCAAGCACAGUUUCCAUGGCCACGGCUACGCCUGGUUCCCUCCCAUCAGGCCCUGCUUCCAGAGCCACAUCGCGCUGGAGUUCAUCACCGAGGCGCCCAACGGCCUGCUCCUCUACAACGGCCCGCUGGCCGCACCUCAAGCGGGCGACUUCGAGGACUUCAUCGCACUCGAACUGAAGAACGGCGUCCCGUCCCUGAGUGUGAACCACGGCUCCGGAACGCUGACGCUCCAGCUCCCACCCAGGGCCACCGUCACGGACCGCCGCUGGCAUCGCCUGGACAUCGUCAGCGACGGGAAGACGGUGCAGCUGAUCCUGGACCACUGCGCUGGGGCUGCAGUGAACGAGGUGGAGGGUCUGGGGGUGGAGAUGCUGGAGAUGGACCAGUCGGCCUGCAAGACCUCCGCAGAAACCCCCGGCAGCCAGAGGUUCCUGAACGUGAACCAGCCCCUGCAGGUGGGCGGAGUGAAGGAGACUCAUCCCCACCGCCGCACACACCCCCACUACAAGGGCUUUGUGGGAUGUAUGAGGAACCUGGUCGUAGACAGUCAGGUGUAUGACCUGGGUAACCCAGCGGAGAGCGUGAACAGCACCCCGGGGUGCACCCUGACGGACGGGGUGUGUCUGACCACGGGGGGGCCCUCGUGUGGCGUCCACGGGAAGUGCCUGGGCGAGUGGGGCUCCUUCAGCUGUGACUGCCACCCCGGAUACAGUGGACACAAGUGUGAGAAAGUGUUGCCGGACUGGUCGUUUGAGCCGGGCAGCGUGCUGCGGUACCAGCUGCGUGGGGGGGGCAGCCCCCGCUGGACCCACGCCCAGCUCCUGCUGCGCACCCGCGCCACCUCGGGCAGCCUGCUCAGCAUGACCUCGCGCGACGCCAACGAGUACAUCAUCCUGGAGAUAGCAGAUGGACACUUGAGCGUCCGGGCCAACCUCGGCGACGGCGCCCACUCCCUGCGCCUGAUUGGUCAGCGCGUGGACGCCGGCCAAUGGGUGCUGGUCAGCCUGCUUCGCCACGACAACCUGUUCACGCUGCGGCUGGAGCGGGGCGGCGGGUCCCGGGAGGUGACCGGCGUGCUCGGACAGCGCCGGGAGAUCGUGGUGCAUCCGUCCAGCGUGCUGCUAGGCAACGCCGGCGCCCACGGCACGCGCGCGGACUUCCAGGGUUGCAUGCGUGACGUGCGUCUGAACGGGCACGCGCUGCCGCUGGAUGGCCAGAGCACGGAGUUCAGCACGGUGCUGGAGCGCCGCGGGGUGGCGGCCGGAUGCCACUCAGACGCCUGCAGCGCCAAGCCCUGCCCCAGCCCCCUCUACUGCCUAGACCUGUGGAGGAAGCACGAGUGCAAACACAAGCCCUGCCCCAGCCCCCUCUACUGCCUAGACCUGUGGAGGAAGCACGAGUGCAAGUGUCCGUCGGGUCAGGUGCUGGUGCUGGACGACUCGUCCGGCCUGCAGCGCUGCGUUCCGUCCCCGUGCCGCGCCGCCACCUGCCGUAACGGCGGCACCUGCGUGGCCCAGUCGCCCAAGAGCUACCAGUGCCGCUGCGCCGAGGGCUUCCGCGGCCAGUGGUGCGAGACGGGCCGCGCCAAAGCCCUGCGGCUGGCAGCCCUCAGCCCCAGCUCCAUCCUCGCCAUCAGCAUGUGCCUGCUCGUCUUCUUCGCCGUCCUGGUCGCUGUGACCGUCUGGAACCAGAAGGGCAGCCGCAAUAAGUUCCGCAAGCGCGGUGUUUACCACAUCCCUGCCGAGCACGAGAGCUGGGAAGACAUCCGGGAAAACAUCCUCAACUACAACGAGGAGGGAGGAGGGGAGCAGGACCAGAACGCCUACGACAUCACGGAGCUGAAGCGGCCGCUGUGCUCCAGCCUGUCCCAGUCGUCCUCCUGCACCACGGCGCCCCUCAUCAAGUCCUCGCAGGGCUCCCAGGAGGAGGUGCACCCCUCGCAGGGCUCGGUGGUCAGCUCGGCGGGGGGGCUCUGCCCGCAACCCUCCUACGCCUCCCACGUGGCGGCCGCCGCCUCCGUGGGGCACCCCCUCCCCCACCACCCCCACCACCCCCACCCGCACCACCACUGCCCCAUGGACUUCAAGAGCUACGUGGCGCGCAUCAUCUGGGAGGCGGACAACGACAGCCUGGCCCUGCCGCUGGACACGUACCGCGUCUACUGCAUCGAGGGCGAGGGCGCGUCCAGCGUGGGCAGCCUCAGCUCGCUGGGCUCGGCCCUCGCCGACAACGCCAACGCCAACGCCGCGGCGGUGGGCGGCGCGGACGCCAGCGCCGAGUUCAGCUACGAGAGCCUGCGCCACUGGGGGCCCAAGUUCGAGGGCCUGAGCGAGCUGUACCGCCGGCCCGAGCUGGCGCCGCCCUACCGGGAGGCGUCCGUGCGGAGCCCCACCCCGACCCAGGGCCUCCUCCUCCGCCAGCAGGCCCACAGCCUGCAGCCCGCGCCACAGCAGCAGCAGCAGCAUCAGCUAUAA